This is a messenger RNA of Apodemus sylvaticus (European woodmouse), 594 nucleotides long. RefSeq names its product chromosome 11 C2orf74 homolog (gene Dema1). The coding region runs from base 1 to 594 and encodes 197 amino acids. The transcript is spliced from 4 exons. Lineage: Eukaryota; Metazoa; Chordata; Mammalia; Rodentia; Muridae. The record is from RefSeq and is a predicted model, not a curated record.
AUGUUUGCACAAAACGAGGCUGAGAAAAUGGAGGAGGCUUUAACAUCGAGCAGCAUGGCCUUCGAGACCACGGCGGUCACGUUCUUCAUCAUCCUGCUCGUGUGCUUCAGCUGCAUCUUCCUCUUACUGGCAAUCUUUCUAUAUAAAUGUUAUAGAGGUUACAACGAUGAAGAACCAGUGAAGCGCCUCUGUACAGGUGAAGACUGCUUAGCUGCUAACGCAGAGAUGGACAAACCCGAAGAUCAAGACAGGGUCCUACUGCACUUCGUAAACAUGAACAUGCCAGUGAGGCCUGGCAUUCUUGUGCAAAGGCAGAGUAAGGAAGAGAUGAACACAUCCUUAGGAAACAACAUCAAGGCCGAAGAGUAUAAAAACAGACAGACACAUGAGCCUGCGAGUGCUAGAGACACCAGCCCUGAGGGUGAGCUUGCUGAGAAAAUACCCAUACAUGUCCACAGACCUCCUUCAGUUUCGGAAAGCCAAAAAAGACCUUUAAAAGGAGUGACGUUUUCUAAGGAGGUGAUUGUUGUGGAUCUUGGAAACGAAUACCCUACGCCUCGGAGCUAUGCUCGAGAACAUAAGGAGAGGAAAUGA